Messenger RNA from Trypanosoma theileri, 504 nucleotides. RefSeq lists its product as uncharacterized. Bases 1 to 504 code for a protein of 167 amino acids. The record is from RefSeq and is a predicted model, not a curated record. The transcript has a single exon. Lineage: Eukaryota; Euglenozoa; Kinetoplastea; Trypanosomatida; Trypanosomatidae.
AUGCUCCCGGGGGGGGGGGUCUCCGGGGUGCCCUUCCCAGCCCCACCUCCGGGGGAUGAAUUUUCAGUUUUGCGAGCGCCGCGCGUUUCCGGCCCCUGUGCUCUACUGGGCCUCGUUGCGGUGGUAUUGGGGCACAUUUUCGCACACAAGCUAACCCUUGUAGGUGUUGGGUUGUUCCGGUGUUUUGGGUUGUGCCGGCCUGGUGGCGUCGCUGCCGCCGUCUGUCACAACUUUGGCCGGCUGGUGGUGCCGGGGUGGGGCGGCAGUUUUCUGGUCGAAGCAGGCGGCCCCUACAAUAGCCGCGCCUCUGCUAUUUUGGUGUUCUGCUGGUUUUUAUUCUUCUUUUGGUCGUUCGCAGCCUCUGUGUCGUUGUGCUGCUCCGCCUUGGUGGGGUCAGGGGGUGUCCCGGGCCGUCCCGGACUUGUCCGUGUGGCGGGGUCGGACCCCCACCCCUGUAUUUUUUUGGGGGGUGCCAGGCGCGCCAUCUGGUUUUUGCCGUCGUGA